Penicillium atrosanguineum is the source of this 1608-nucleotide messenger RNA. Its product is annotated as MFS transporter. The transcript has 6 exons. Gene Ontology annotation, molecular function: transmembrane transporter activity. Lineage: Eukaryota; Fungi; Ascomycota; Eurotiomycetes; Eurotiales; Aspergillaceae. Gene Ontology annotation, biological process: transmembrane transport. The coding region runs from base 1 to 1608 and encodes 535 amino acids. The record is from RefSeq and is a predicted model, not a curated record.
AUGGAGUUCAUACAAUCUCCGAUGGCUCGCAUUACCAGUCUCUUUUCUUCCGACAAGAUGGAAAGCUCCAAUGAAAAGGCCACCAUCACAGUUCAGUCCGCAAAGAGCUACAAUGAAACAGAUGAUUACACACUAGUUGAAUUGUCUCCGGAGGAAACUCUGGUCGAGUUUUCCCCGGACUCAACAGCCGACCCGAAUCAGUGGAUGUUUGGCCAGAAAAUGUACAACGCCGUCGUGGGGCUCCUAGUGGUACUUAACAGUGGCGUGUCGUCUUCCCUGCCUAGUAAUGCAGUCCCCACGAUCAUGCAGGAUUUUGGCCUGUCAGCAGAUGGCCAUGGCCAGAAAGUAUUGCCAACAUCCAUUUUCCUGAUUGGGUAUUGUAUCGGGCCUCUAGUCUGGAGUCCUCUGAGCGAAACAAUUGGCCGGCGACCGGUUCUCUUCUGGAGUUUUACUGUCUUCUUUCUCGGCACUCUGGGUUGCGCUCUGGCGCCCAACUGGAUGUCGCUAUUGAUCUUCCGUGUCAUCUGUGGCACUAUGGCUGCGGCACCCCAGACUGUCGUGGGCGGUGUUUAUGCGGAUUUGUUUUCGGAUUUACGCAGUCGUGGUCGUGCGAUGGCUUUAUACAUGUCGGCAUCAAGCUUUGGUCCCAUCAUUGGCCCGAUUAUCUCCGGAUGCUCGGUUCAGUAUGGCUGGCGAUGGACAUUUCGCAUCGACUUGAUUUUCAGCGGCCUCACAUGGCUGGGCCUGCUCUUUUAUUCUGAAACAUUUGCUCCAGUCAUUCUCAAGAAGCAAGCUUCCAAGCUGAGGAAGGACACAGGGUGUGAUCGAUAUUUCUCCCCGCAGGAGCUCAGAAAGGCGGAUGCCGCAUUCACUUUAACCCAAACCAUCACUCGGCCUCUUACCAUGCUCCUUUUCGAGCCUAUCAUUCUGUUCACGGCUAUUUACAUCUCGCUCGCAUGGAGCAUGGUCUUUUUCUAUUUCCAGGCAUAUCCCAUCAUCUUUGAGGGCAUCUACGGUUUUGAUAUCUCAAUGACCUCUCUCACAUACAUUCCGGUGGGCGUCGGCGCUGCAUCAUCCUGUCUCUUCGCCUUCACUUACGACAUCAUCUACGAAAAAGCCAAGAAACUUGGCAAGCGCUGGACGUCCAGCCCCGAAUACCACCGACUUCCACUUUCUUGCGCAGCAGGUCCCCUCUUAGCAGGCAGCUUAUUCUGGCUUGCAUGGUCGGCCAGAGCCUCUGUUCACUGGGCGGUGCCUGUGAUGUCGGGCCUUGUCUUCGGAAUGGGGUACCAAACCACGUUCAUUUCACUGCUUACCUAUGUCACCGACGCAUACCGUAUCUAUUCUGCUAGCGCUUUGGCUGCGUCCGUCAUCUUGCGGAGUAUUGCAGGUGCGCUGUUUCCUCUCGCCGCAGAUCCACUCUAUGCGAAGCUCGGUGUUUCGUGGGCGACCUCGGUCCUUGGAUUUGCCGCUAUGGCCUGCAUGCCGAUUCCCUUUGCCCUUCUCUAUUUUGGACCGUGGAUCCGUAAGAGAAGUCCGUUCUGUCAGCGGCUGUUGGAGGAAGAUCUGUUGAAGGCUGGGAGUGGAACGAGGAUGCCGGAGGCUUGA